GGUGCCGGCGCCCCAACGGCUCCUUCCUCGCUUGUGCCCGCGAUGCCCGGGCAGGACGGGGCCGGCGCUGCCUCCGUCUCGGAGCCGAUGCUGAGUGAGGGCUCUGCUGCAGCGCCUGGAGGCCGCGGGCCUUCGUGCACCGGGCCCAUCUGCUAACAGUGCAGACUAAUUACUGAUUGGACUUAAUGCACGCAAAAUCCUGAGCCUGCUGGACUCUCAACCUUUCUGCUUCCCAGCAUGGACCAGGAUUAUGAGAGACGUCUUCUACGCCAAAUCAACAUACAGAAUGAGAACACAAUGCCUUGUGUAGCAGAGAUGAGAAGAACCCUGACGCCUUCCAAUUCUCCCAUGUCUUCUCCCAGUAAGCAUGGUGACAGAUUCAUUCCCUCAAGAGCUGGGGCCAACUGGAGCAUCAACUUCCACAGAAUAAAUGAAAACGAAAAAUCACCAAGUCAAAACAGAAAAGCAAAGGAUGCUACCUCAGACAACGGCAAAGAUGGCCUUGCCUACUCUGCCUUGUUGAAGAACGAACUUUUAGGAGCAGGGAUCGAGAAGGUGCAAGACCCACAGACAGAAGACAGGAGGCUGCAGCCAUCCACCCCAGAGAAGAAGUCUCUCUUCACUUAUUCACUCAGCACAAAACGUUCUAGCCCAGAUGAUGGCAAUGAGGUCUCACCGUAUUCCCUGUCUCCUGUCAGCAACAAAAGCCAGAAACUGCUCAGAUCACCUCGGAAACCUACUCGGAAAAUCUCCAAGAUUCCUUUCAAAGUGCUGGAUGCCCCAGAGCUGCAGGAUGACUUCUACCUGAACCUGGUGGACUGGUCCUCUCUGAACGUCCUCAGUGUUGGCCUUGGGACUUGUGUGUACUUGUGGAGCGCUUGUACGAGCCAGGUAACCCGGCUGUGUGAUCUCUCUGUGGAAGGAGAUUCUGUAACAUCUGUGGGCUGGUCAGAACGGGGGAACUUGGUAGCUGUUGGCACUCACAAGGGUUUUGUACAGAUCUGGGAUGCAGCUGCAGGAAAAAAGCUCUCCAUGCUGGAGGGGCACACAGCCAGAGUUGGUGCCUUAGCAUGGAAUGCUGACCAGCUAUCUUCUGGGAGUCGAGACCGGAUGAUCCUUCAGAGGGACAUCCGCACACCCCCAUUGCAGUCUGAGCGGCGGCUCCAGGGCCACAGGCAGGAGGUCUGUGGGCUUAAAUGGUCUACAGACCACCAGCUCCUGGCCUCUGGAGGCAACGACAACAAGCUCCUUGUCUGGAAUCACUCCAGCCUGAGUCCUGUCCAACAGUACACCGAGCAUUUGGCAGCAGUGAAAGCUAUUGCCUGGUCUCCACACCAGCACGGACUCCUCGCCUCUGGUGGUGGCACCGCUGACCGCUGCAUACGUUUCUGGAACACACUCACGGGGCAGCCCUUGCAGUGCAUUGACACCGGGUCACAAGUGUGCAACCUGGCCUGGUCCAAACAUGCCAAUGAGCUGGUGAGUACCCAUGGCUACUCGCAGAACCAGAUCCUCGUCUGGAAAUACCCCUCCUUAACUCAAGUAGCAAAGCUCACAGGGCAUUCAUACAGAGUCUUGUAUCUGGCAAUGUCCCCUGAUGGGGAGGCCAUAGUCACAGGAGCUGGAGAUGAAACCCUCCGUUUCUGGAAUGUCUUCAGCAAAACUCGCUCAACAAAGGAGUCAGUAUCCGUUCUCAACCUCUUCACCAGGAUACGAUAAACCCUCGUGCUGAGACCCAGGAGACUGCAGGCUGCCAUACCAGGAUGAAACCACUACCUUGGUGUGCAUGGACCCCCAAGUGAUUCACCAGAAGGGGAGGGGGUGCCAGUGGGCCUGGAGGAUGGACCCAAGAGAUGAUCAUUAAAUACGUGCUUGUGAA
Messenger RNA from Pezoporus flaviventris, 1879 nucleotides. RefSeq names its product fizzy and cell division cycle 20 related 1 (gene FZR1). The record is from RefSeq and is a predicted model, not a curated record. The transcript has 14 exons. Gene Ontology annotation, molecular function: anaphase-promoting complex binding; ubiquitin ligase activator activity; protein binding. Gene Ontology annotation, cellular component: anaphase-promoting complex. NCBI's taxonomy places the organism in Eukaryota, Metazoa, Chordata, Aves, Psittaciformes, Psittacidae. Gene Ontology annotation, biological process: positive regulation of ubiquitin protein ligase activity; positive regulation of anaphase-promoting complex-dependent catabolic process; anaphase-promoting complex-dependent catabolic process. Bases 238 to 1719 code for a protein of 493 amino acids.